Messenger RNA from Penicillium egyptiacum, 690 nucleotides. The record is from the annotation of a GenBank genome assembly. NCBI's taxonomy places the organism in Eukaryota, Fungi, Ascomycota, Eurotiomycetes, Eurotiales, Aspergillaceae.
AUGACCGCUCUGUCAGCACCUCACGCCAAGCCCUCCUCAACCUCCACGCCCUUAUCCUGCGCCAAUCGAUAUGCAGCAGGUCUGCGCCGGAACAAGGAAUGGGCUGCACAGACAGCCCGCAACCAGCCCGAGCUUUUCCCUACCCUCGCCUCCGGCCAAACACCGCAGAUCCUGUGGAUUGGGUGCUCCGACUCUCGCUGCCCGGAGACCACCUUCCUGGGUCUCGAGCCCGGCGAUGUCUUCGUGCACCGCAACAUUGCCAACGUCCUCCACCCGGGCGACCUCAGCUCCUCCGCCGUUAUCGAAUACGCCGUGCAAUACCUGCGGGUCAACCACGUCGUGGUGUGUGGCCACACAUCCUGCGGUGGCGUGGCGGCCGCCCUGGGCAACAAGAACCUGGGUAUUUUGGACCCGUGGCUGUUCCCCCUUCGCCAGCUGCGUGAGCGCAACCUUAAACUUUUGCAGUCAAUGCCUAGUGAAGAGGCGGCGGGGAAGCUGGCUGAGUUGAACGUUCGCGAGGGCUUAAACAUUGUCAAGCAGAAGAGUGUUGUGUUGAAUGCGAUUCGGGAGCGGGGACUCCAGCUCCAUGGCUUGAUUUAUGAUGUUGGAUCGGGUGUGCUCAGUGAACUGGACACUGAGGACUCGGAGGAAGUUAUCAGGGCUCGUCUGACGGCUUUCCAGACAGAGUGA